AUCUCAUCAGUUUAUUUUUUUCUGACUCUGGAAAGAACCUCGCAACGAUGAACUGGUCCGAAGUAUCACCAGGCGUGUUCAGCAAGGAGCUGGACGGGGUAGAGAAGAUAUAUCACCACGUCUCACAGAUUUUCAAACCUAUUGGCCGUGAACAUUGGGGCCUCUAUUGCGCAUGCACCUUUGAACUUGGCCCGCGCUUUUCGCAGAAGGAUACGGCUACGGCACUGCGGGAUGCAUGGAAGGCACUGCGUUAUGAUUUCCCAGCACUGGCUGUCACUCUAGACGGCGUCCACGCUCGCAAGACAUACACCGUACCGGAUGCAUCCUCGGUCGAGAAAUGGGCCGACGAGUCAUUCGUUGUGGACUGGACGACCGAUCCCGACGGUGUGCUGGCCUCGUAUCCAGUAAGGGAUACACCCAGCAUGUACUUCUUCCCCGAGUUGUCUCAGAUUCUCUUCCUAUGCUCGCACUGGCGCAUCGACGGCCUGGGGACCUGCUUACUCAUGGACCGUUUCUUCUCGCUGCUCGCAGCCAACACCCCUUCACCGUCUCCAGAAUCCUGGACCAAUGACAUUACCAAGAUCUCCCCUACACUUGAGGAUGCGAUCAAAGCCCCAACUUUGGAGACACCCGAGGUCCAGGAACUGGCGCGGAAGCACAUCGAGGACCACCACAAGAACGUCGUGCAUGCGGGCGGUCUGCGGUACCUAGGCGAUGCAACCACGCCACCAGGCAGCCCCGCCCGCAGCACCGUCACCUUCAACGAGACCACCACCGCAUCCCUGAUCGCGGCGUGCAAGCAACGCAGCAUCAGCGUCACCUCGGCCGUCUACGCCGCGCUAGCGAACGCCGUCUUCGCGCUCUCGCCCGACGCGUCCCUGGAGAAGUACGCAGCCGUCAUGUCGAUCAACAUGCGGACGUACAUGCCGGCGCCGUACAACGGGAAAGACCACGCCGUGCAGGUGUACGUGAUGGGGCGGUCGCCGACGGUGGAGCGCGGCAGCUCGUUCGCCGAGAUGACCGCGCAGUUCAUGGACUACAACAAAGGGUGGUACAACGACGAGUUCCGCAGCGCGUACCGCAUGGCCACGCGCCACCACUACGAGACGCUGUCGAGACGCCCCAAGGGGGCGGCGCCGCUGAACCCGCCGAGCAGCGUCACGCUGAGCAGCUUGGGCAUUAUUGAGAAGAACAUGCCGAGCCAGUAUGGCGGCGGCGCAGUGAAGUUGACGGAUUUUCAUUUCGGUGUGAGCAUGAUGACGCGGCAGAUGCUGCUGUAUGUGUGGACGUUUGAGAAUAAGCUGAGCUUGUCGGUCAAUUAUAAUGAUGCGUAUCAUGAUGUCUCGUCUAUAAAGAGCUUCUUGGAGUAUAUUCGGCAGAUAUUGAAGAAUGAAAUAGGAGUCUCCCUGGAGCUAUAG
This is a messenger RNA of Hypoxylon fragiforme, 1418 nucleotides long. RefSeq lists its product as uncharacterized. The transcript has a single exon. The coding region runs from base 48 to 1418 and encodes 456 amino acids. The record is from RefSeq and is a predicted model, not a curated record. Lineage: Eukaryota; Fungi; Ascomycota; Sordariomycetes; Xylariales; Hypoxylaceae.